UCCACCGCUCGGCCUGCGCACGCGCAGCUGGAGACGGCCGAGUAAUAGAGCGGGGCCGCCUAGCGGAGAGCCGAGCUGCGGAGAAGAGCGGAGGGCGCCCAGAGCGGAAGUGGAGGAGCGGCCGGAAGUAGCCUGAAUCCCAGUCUGACUGACCGGCUGACAGGCUUUGACAGGAACCGGAGCUGCGAGAAGGAGUUGGUGGCCAUGGAGUUGGGCGAGCUGCUUUACAACAAGUCCGAGUACAUCGAGACGGCAUCUGGAAACAAAGUUAGUCGCCAGUCCGUAUUGUGUGGAAGUCAGAACAUCGUUCUAAAUGGCAAGACCAUUGUGAUGAAUGACUGUAUUAUCCGAGGGGAUCUAGCAAAUGUAAGAGUUGGACGUCAUUGUGUUGUGAAAAGUCGGAGUGUCAUAAGGCCACCGUUCAAGAAAUUCAGCAAAGGCGUUGCAUUCUUUCCUUUACAUAUCGGGGACCAUGUCUUUAUUGAGGAAGAUUGUGUGGUCAACGCAGCUCAGAUUGGCUCUUAUGUUCACGUUGGCAAGAACUGUGUGAUUGGGCGCCGAUGUGUGUUGAAAGAUUGCUGCAAAAUUCUUGACAACACAGUAUUACCCCCAGAAACUGUGGUGCCACCAUUCACCGUCUUCUCAGGCUGCCCAGGUGGCCACCCUCCCAUGUGUUCUGCCAUAGUCGCCUCUCGGUCUUGUGUCCUCAUCUUCUCUUCUUACAAGGACACCAGUCAGAUCAGCCCUUGCAGAUAAAAGGCCUGGAGGAGAAGAGGUGAUUGAAAGAAUGUUGUUGGGUUGCUGAACGUCGGGGCCCGAAGAUUUUGUAACAGUGGAGAAAAGUACUGGCACCUGGGGAGCCUUUGGCAAGUGGUUGGGGGGCAUUUAUGACCUUGGUUCUUCAGAACUCUAUCAGGAAGCUUUCUGUUCUUCCUGACAGAAGACUCCAGAGCUGCCUUUCCAUGCACUGGAGCGCUUUGAGCUCAGACUGCUGAGCCUGUGCUCACAGCUCGCAGCACUGCCUGACAACAGAGGGGCUGGGCUCCUGCACUUCCCACACAGAACGCACACUCACGAGAUGCAUACACCUGUAUCAUAGACAAGCAGAACCAAGGGCUGGUUGGAUCUUUCAGACUGAAUUGGAAACUCCAGGGCAGGAGGCCACGUGGCAGGAGGCUUACAUUGGGUGUCCUGUUAACCUCCACCACCUAACAUAUGCCCUGCUUGAGGUACCCUAACAUUGCAAACUCGUUUCCAGGGGGACCAUGUACCCUCUGGGAGUCUACUUCUGUCUCUGUGCCCUCUCGCCACACUGCCUUAGCCCUGGAAGGCUUCAGAUCAGCUUGAACUUGCUGGCCACAGCCUUGCUGUACCUGAAUUGGUAUCUCAGGCCAGGUAAAAAUGAAUCAUACAGAAGUUUAGUGAGGGAGCCACUUGACUUUCUAAGAUAGACUGUUGUUUUUAUUUAAUUGAGGUAUAGUUGACAUAUACCAUAUCUAAAAUAUUAGAUUAUUUUAAUGGGAUUAUUAUGGGUUAUUGGGAUUUAUUUUAACUGGCUAAAUGUAGGACCUUUAAGGAGCAUAACUGAGAUCAGUACUGCAGGUUGGUCUCAUCCUUUUGCAUGGGGUCCUACUGAUAAUAAACUUGCUGUAUAGAAGCCUGGGCCAACGGCCAAGGUGGGGGCCAGUGCAGAAGAGAGUUAACAGAGUAGGCCUGAGACUGCUGUCCUUGUUUGCAAUGCUGACUCUUGGCUGACAUCUGGGUAAUUGGAUUUCGGGAGGAUUCUCAACAUUCCCUAAAUGAUAAGAGUGGCUCACUCUGCCUAAACUGUGCAAACAAUAUGGUUUAUGCUGAAUACCUGCUUUCCUUCCAGGAAUCCAGAAUUUGGGUAUGUGCUAGGCAGAGGGUGCCUACUUGACCGGCCCCCAGUAAAAGCCCUGGAUGCUGAGUCUCUAAGGAGCUUCCCUGGCAAAUAACAUUUCACACUUGUUAUCAUAACCCACUGCUGGAGGAAUUGUGUCCUGUGGAACUCCACUGGGAGAGGGCUCUGAGAAGCCUGCGCCUGGUUUCCUCUGCACUUUGUUCUAUGCACCUUUUCCCUUUGCUGAUUUUGCUUGGUAGCCUUUCGCUGUAAUAAAUUAUAGCCUGCUGACAGUAAGACUA
Molecule: messenger RNA, 2163 nt
Organism: Mirounga angustirostris (Northern elephant seal)
Lineage: Eukaryota; Metazoa; Chordata; Mammalia; Carnivora; Phocidae
Gene: DCTN5
Product: dynactin subunit 5
Exons: 7
Coding region: 205-756 (183 amino acids)
Cellular component (GO): dynactin complex
Source: RefSeq, a predicted model, not a curated record